This is a messenger RNA of Paracoccidioides lutzii Pb01, 1473 nucleotides long. RefSeq lists its product as hypothetical. Gene Ontology annotation, cellular component: mitochondrion. Bases 1 to 1473 code for a protein of 490 amino acids. The record is from RefSeq and is a predicted model, not a curated record. Gene Ontology annotation, molecular function: fatty acyl-CoA hydrolase activity. The transcript has 5 exons. Gene Ontology annotation, biological process: acyl-CoA metabolic process.
AUGCUAUACCCGGUCACACGGCGCCUUCUCCCUCUUAGUUCACCGUCAAAAUCAUUGCUGUGUUUGAACCUACAACGAUGUCCACAAAGUUUAUGGACGGGAGCUGAUAUUAUCGUUGCAAAGUCGACGACAACGACAACUACGUCAAGAAGACACCUCCACCAAACACCCGCCAACUAUACAUUUCGGCCUGUCUGGAUUGAGCAGCGUUUUAAGAUGCCAUGGAUUGAGGCAUUACAGCUGCAAAGGGAGAAGGAGAGGUCGGGGGUAGAGAAGGCCGCGAGUGAGGGAACUUCGCCGCCAACGGUGGAUUUGAAGCCGAGAAAGAUGAGAGAUAGUUAUGUUAAAACAAUACUACCCCUAGCCCAGGACCCAUGGCUAUUAGAUACCUAUUUAAAUUCCUCAGGACAUAUCCGCUUGGGCUCCCUCCUGCUGGAUCUGGACGCGCUGGCCGGCGUCGUCGCAUAUGGCUACACAGGUGAUUCUGUAAUGAUUGUUACCGCCGCUGUAGACCGUAUCACCAUUGAGCACAUGCUCAAGGAGAUAUGUGACCUGGAGCUCAGUGGGCAGGUCACGUAUGCCACGGGCCGCUCGAGUAUGGAGAUUUCGCUUCAGGUUGCAAAGGCGCCUGCGGAGGGACAGGCGGUUAAGGAGGAGGAUGUGUUGAUCACGUGUGCAUUUACGAUGGUUUCAUUAGAUCCAACGACGAAGAAGCCGGUAGCUGUUGCACCUCUCCUUGUGGAGACGGAGGAAGAGCGGAGGUUGUUUGAGCUUGGGGAGAAGAACUAUCUGGCGAAGAAACAGCUGAGAAAAAGGAACUUACUUGAGCAGACACCAAAUGAUGAGGAGAGUGAUCUCAUUCAUGCCAUGUGGACGAAGGAGAUGGCAUAUCAACACCCUCAAAACCCUGUCACCAGGCCCAAAAAUCUCAUGCGCAUGGAAGACACCGUUCUUAAAUCCGCACAGAUCAUGCAACCGCAAUACCGCAACAGACACAAUUUCAUGAUCUUUGGUGGUUUCCUCCUCCAGCAAACUUUUGAGCUUGCUUUCUGCUGUGCUGCAGCAUUCUCCAAUUCCAGACCGACUUUCCUCUCUCUUGACCCUAGCACCUUCGAUAAUCCCGUCCCUGUUGGCUCCGUCUUGUAUCUUAAGGCGACCGUGUCGUAUACUGAUUCUCCCAUCACCAGCACCAGCAGCGUCAACGGCAACAGCAGUACGCGAAGAUUCACAAAAGUCCAAGUACGGGUUGACUCGAAAAUGCGUGAUAUAGAGCACACAACCAAGAAGCCCACUGGCGUGUUCCAUUACACAUUCCUGGUCGAGAAUGAUGUUCAGGUUAUGCCGCAGUCGUAUACUGAUUUUAUGAUCUGGGUUGAUGCGAAGAGGAGGGCGCAGAACACCAAUAAGAGUUUAGUAUCAGGUAUUAUGGAGAAGGAUUCACUUGCUGGGAUUCGGGAGGGGUUAACGGAGUGA